CCAGAGUCAGGAAAAACGGAUUCCUGUGAAAGUGUAAGACAUUUUAGGAUCACUGGAUCUCAGGUCUCUGUCUGAUGAGCAGAUGAGUUUUGACAACAUUUCUCGCACUGGCUUUGCUGUAAACUGGGGGACGCGGGGGCGCGCUCGAGGGGGACGGAGCGCGCAGCCCCAGGAUCAAGUUACAGUCCCAGUCCCAGACUUUUCAAGGCAACAUUUUUUUCCUCCAUCACAAAAGUGGGGGAUGGUGAACGCUAUUUGGUUUCUUCAAACUUUAGAGUAACGAAAACCGCAGCUGGGGUAAACUUUGUGCUGGAAUUUAAAACGCAACUUUCGUUUACAGCUUCCACGCACCGCGUUUGUACGAUGAAGAGAUUUUUAAUAGUAUGUGAGAGAGAAAGGAGGCAUAAAAAACUUUGGAAUCGGACGAAAAGACACUUCUUUUAAAGGGGGAAAAUGUGGAAUCGGGAAUCUAGGAAAUAUCCACACUUUGACUUGGUUUGAAACCUUCAAGCGCAUCGCGCGCGAGUGGAGACCGACAGUUUAUUUGGAAACAUUUGAUGAAAUAUCGCUACAUUGUUGGGUCUCCAAGAUGUCCUCCAAGCGCCUCUGCUCCAUUGUUGGAGGCUUUUGGAUGCUUUGGAUCUGGGCAGCAACCUCUAUAAUCGCGCAGGCGGUCAUCUUGCACCCAAAUGAAACGAUAUUCAACGACUUUUGUAAGAAAUCCAUAACUUGUGAAGUAUUAAAAUACAAUACGUGCCUUGGUUCACCCUUGCCGUACACGCACACGUCUCUGAUUCUGGCUGAAGACUCAGAAACUCAAGAGGAAGCCUUGGAGAAAUUGGCCAUGUGGUCUGGGUUGAGAAAUGCUCCUCGCUGCUGGGCCGUCAUUCAACCGUUACUGUGUGCCGUUUACAUGCCAAAAUGUGAAAAUGGAAAGGUCGAACUGCCCAGCCAGCACCUGUGCCAAGCCACACGCAAACCUUGCAGUAUUGUGGAGCGGGAGAGGGGCUGGCCCAACUUCCUCAAGUGUGAAAACAAGGAGCAGUUCCCUAAGGGUUGCCAGAACGAGGUCCAGAAGAUCAAAUUCAACACUUCAGGACAGUGUGAGGCUCCCCUGGUCAAAACCGACAUCCAGGCAAGUUGGUACAAGGACGUGGAAGGUUGUGGGAUCCAGUGCAACAAUCCCCUGUUCACGGAAGACGAGCACUCGGACAUGCAUAACUACAUUGCCAUCUUCGGCUCCAUCACUCUCCUGUGUACCUUCUUUACGCUGGCCACAUUUCUCGCCGACUGGAAGAAUUCCAACCGUUACCCCGCUGUGAUCCUCUUUUACGUCAACGCAUGUUUCUUUAUCGGAAGUAUUGGAUGGCUCGCUCAGUUCAUGGAUGGAGCCCGCAAGGAGAUUGUGUGCAAAAGCGACGAUACUAUGCGGCUUGGAGAGCCGUCAUCCACCGAGACGCUGUCGUGCGUGAUUAUCUUCGUCAUUGUGUAUUAUUCGCUAAUGUCUGGAGUCAUUUGGUUUGUUAUGCUCACUUAUGCCUGGCACACAUCGUUCAAAGCCCUGGGCACCACCCAUCAGCCUCUCUCUGGAAAAACAUCCUAUUUUCAUCUGGUCACAUGGUCUGUUCCUUUCAUUCUGACAGUUGCUAUAUUGGCCAUUGCAGAGGUGGAUGGAGAUUCGGUUAGCGGCAUUUGCUUUGUUGGCUAUAAGAACUACAGAUACCGUGCAGGGUUUGUUCUGGCUCCUAUCGGGGUGGUCCUUGUUGUUGGCGGCUAUUUCCUAAUACGAGGGGUUAUGACGUUGUUUUCCAUUAAAAGUAACCAUCCGGGGCUGCUCAGUGAAAAAGCUGCUAGUAAAAUCAAUGAAACCAUGCUGAGGCUUGGCAUAUUUGGAUUCUUGGCCUUUGGUUUUGUUUUCAUCACGUUUGGCUGCCAUUUCUACGACUUUUUCAACCAAGCUGAGUGGGAAAAAAGCUUCAGGGAAUAUGUACUAUGUGAGGCGAAUGUCACCAUAGCUCACCAGACCAACAAGCCGAUCCCAGAGUGUGCCAUCAAGAACCGGCCUAGUCUCCUGGUGGAGAAGAUCAACCUCUUCUCAAUGUUCGGCACGGGCAUCGCAAUGAGCACAUGGGUAUGGACGAAGGCCACCAUCCUUAUCUGGAAACGCACCUGGUUUAGAAUCAUUGGCCGAAGUGAUGAUGAGCCGAAACGCAUUAAGAAGAGUAAAAUGAUUGCCAAGGCAUUUUCAAAGAGAAAAGAACUGCAGAAGGAUCCAGAAAAAGAGCUGUCCUUCAGCAUGCACACCGUUUCUCAUGAGGGACCUGUGGCGGGUAUCAACUUUGACCUGAAUGAGCCAUCAAUGGAAAUGUCUUCUGCAUGGGCCCAACAUGUGACCAAGAUGGUGGCUAGAAGAGGGGCAAUUUUACCACAGGAUAUCUCUGUGACACCCACUGGAACACCUGUUCCGCCUCCAGAGGAAAGGAACAAACUUUGGAUGGUUGAAGCAGAAAUUUCUCCUGAAAUGAUGAAAAGAAAGAAGAAGAAAAAGAGAAGGAAGGAAAUACGGCCAACGGGUCCUGCAGCGGACGAAGGGAAUCCUGCCUACCACCGGAGGGAGUUUGGUCCCAGCUCAGUCCCCCGUCUCCCAAAACUUCCAGGUCACCGGAGUCUGGUGGCUAACCUUUGGGAGCAGCAGCGACAGCAGCAGGAGGAACAGGAUAUGCUACCUGGAGCCUUCCCAGAAUUCAGGCCUUCAUGUCCUCUUCCUUAUCAGGAGAGGUAUGGUGGGUUGGGAUACUUACGCAAUAAACCCUCCAGCCUCCCCCUUGCCAAUCCCCUGACUCUACGAGAUAGCAUGCAAGAUGAUUUGGGCAGCUUCCAGCAGUCAUCAUGGCAACCAAAUGGGGUUUUCCGGUACCUUGGGCAGGAGGCUUCCGCGAUGGAUGCUGGCAGGACUGCCGUUGUGCCACGGGCCGAUGGCAGGAGGGGUGUACCAAUACACUCCAGAACCAAUCUUAUGGAGGCUGAGCUACUGGAUGCUGACUCAGAUUUUUAAAUAUUAGGAGACGUUGGUGCUCAUUUUGUGCAGUGAAAGGUGCUGGAUACUCAUGCCAAACAAUGAACCUUGAGCAGAAGUUGUAUUGAAAUGCUUUGCUGGCUCUGCUUGUCUAAAGGAUAAUACUUGUUUAUGCAACUCUCAUGAUAAUAUGAAUUAUGAACUGGAUUUAUUAAACAUUAUUAAAGAGUCAUAAAGACAUUUGUGCCUUCAACAUGGAUUUUGUAACAUCCCACAUGUGAUUGUGGUGACAAUACAUAUUGUUCAGUGUGCUAGCUGAGCUAAUAUGACAUAAUUUUGAUUCCUUUCUUGGUUUGGAAACAGGUUAGUGUUUAAGAGGGCUUUAUUCAAGAAUGCCACAUUAUUGGGAUCUUAGCUUAAAAAGGAAUUGUGUAAUUUCUGCAGCACUGGAGUUACCAAACAGAAUCAUAAAAAUAAUGACUGUUUUCAAAUAGGUUUUCCUGUCUUUCAGGAAAAAAGAUAGCCCCACCCAGAACACAUGCCAUUACCUGAGCCAGGGUUGCUGUGUUUGUGUAAUCUCUUGACCUGUAGGUGGCGUUGUAACCAAAUUUGGUAUUUGCCUUCAGAUCAUGGCACCGAUGAAGGGUACCAAGUUUUGUUUCAAGAGAUUGAAGUACUGUCAAGAUACGGUCUCUAAUCCAAUUGUGGGUCAAAAUUGUUAACUUAAUCUUAAAAGGACAGUUCACCCGAAAAAUUAAUAGCUAUUCUGACAACUCCUAAGGCUACGUUUACACUAGUGCAUUUUCAUUUUAAAACACACAUCAUAUAAUUAUAUUAACCAUACUAUCUUAUGAUUGUACCUGCAUGGUCAUGUGACAUGCAUUUUCGGUUGUGUAUGUAGAUGGAGAUCGUUUCUGAAACACAGUGAAAACGCCAGUGUUGACAAGGAUCAUUUUCAUUUUAAAAUGCUGAUUUAAAAUGAAAAUGUACUAGUGUAAACAGAGCCUAAGUCAGCAGCACCACACAAAUGCAUUGUGGUACUCUUCUAAACGCCUGUCGAAGACUGACAUAGAAAAGAAAUUGUUGAAGUUAUUUUUUUUUCCUUUUUGCACAAAAAGUAUUCUCGUAGCUUCAUAAAAUUAAGGCUGAAACACUGAUACCACACAGACUAUUUUAACGAUGUCCUUACUACCUUUCUGGGCCUUGAACAUUGUAGUUGCGUUGCUGUCUAUGCAGGGUCAGAAAGCUCUCGGAUUUUAUCAAAAAUAUCUUAAUUUGUGUUUCGAACAUGAACAAAGGACUUACAGAUUUGAAACAACAUAAGAGUGAGUAACAAAUGACAGAAUUUUCAUUUUUUGGUUGAACUAUUCAAGUGUCAUUAUCACAUUGAAUGGAGGCCAAAAAAAUGUUCAGUCAUUUCUGUGCAACUCCGCUCAAUGAUCAUCUGGUCCAAUUUUGAUGAAUAUUGACUGUUUUCAAACAGGUUUUCCUGUCAGCCAUUGGUUAGUCUAAGAGAUAGCUGUGCCCAGAACACAUGCCAUUGGUUGAGCCAAUGAUACUGUGUCAACAUGCUCAAAUAAACAUACAGUGUACGAAACAGUGUACGAAUGGCUUAUUUAAAGUUGUCCCUAUAUAUUAAACUGGGAUAGGAAAAAUUAUGUUUAAUAUUGAGUAACACCAGUUUUUUCAUAUUGGGCCUAUAGGCCAUUAUAUUACCAUUGGUAUGAAAAA
This is a messenger RNA of Cyprinus carpio (common carp), 4747 nucleotides long. It is a transcript of the gene smo, whose product is annotated as smoothened, frizzled class receptor. Gene Ontology annotation, biological process: smoothened signaling pathway; central nervous system development; positive regulation of smoothened signaling pathway. Gene Ontology annotation, molecular function: patched binding; transmembrane signaling receptor activity. The record is from RefSeq and is a predicted model, not a curated record. Gene Ontology annotation, cellular component: cilium; dendrite; plasma membrane. Lineage: Eukaryota; Metazoa; Chordata; Actinopteri; Cypriniformes; Cyprinidae.